Messenger RNA from Sitophilus oryzae (rice weevil), 1656 nucleotides. RefSeq names its product histamine H2 receptor-like. The record is from RefSeq and is a predicted model, not a curated record. Gene Ontology annotation, molecular function: G protein-coupled receptor activity. The transcript is spliced from 7 exons. NCBI's taxonomy places the organism in Eukaryota, Metazoa, Arthropoda, Insecta, Coleoptera, Curculionidae. The coding region runs from base 25 to 1257 and encodes 410 amino acids. Gene Ontology annotation, cellular component: membrane. Gene Ontology annotation, biological process: G protein-coupled receptor signaling pathway.
UCGAGAAUAAAUAACAUCAUUAACAUGUCAUACAAUGAAGAUAUUCCAGAUAAUCCACUACCAUUUAACGAAUCAUACAACGCAACAAUGAACACGACAGAUUCAAUCGAAACCGAUGAGUACUGUGUCAACUGCAUAAUCGUACCCAUCCUGGUAAUCAGCUGCCUCAUAUCUAUGCUAGUCAAUGUAGUGGUUAUAGCGAGCGCCAACUGGAUUAGGUGUCCCAUGACCCCAAAUCUGAAAAUCAGCCUGAGCUUGGCAGCAGCUGAUGCUUGCAGUUCGAGCAUGUACGGAUUGAUUAUAUUUACAGAAACGUAUAUCUUGCCUGACCCUGGAGUUAUUAUAACUAUUAUCGAAAUGAUACGACUCACUGGAAUAGUUAUUACAGUUGUACAUCUUCUGGCCCUUAGCAUCAAUCACUACAUCGGAAUUUUGAAGCCGCUGCAUUAUAAUGCGAUUGUUACAAGUAAAAAGGUAUGUGCUGUACUAUGGUUAUUAUGGAUAUUUCCAACAAUAACGCUAAUGUCAAUAUGUGCGGCUUUCGACAGAGAUGGUGAACUGAGGGACAAUUUCAUCCUCAAUACGGGUAAUGUGCCGGGUUUUAUGACCAAAUUCAACUUCAGGAUGACAUUUUCUUCAUUGUUCUUCGUGCCGGUUUUUAUUAUGGUGGUAUGCUACACCCACAUACUAAUCGUCGUCAAGAAACAACAAAACAGGUGGAACAAUCUUUCUCGUAUUGGAAGUACCAGAAAUAAAGGCAAGCCAAGCCAGAAAAUAUCAAGAGAACGCAAACAGCUUGAGGGAAACGUAAGGGCCAUUUAUACCACCAUGUUAAUCCUGGGAUCGUGCGUCAUAGGUUGGACUCCGGCCCUACUCAACUACAUAUUGGCUUGCGCCGAAGACUGCUACGUUUCAGGUGAAGAACUGAUCCACCUCAACCGCGAACACGAGAAAUUGAUUUUGGUCAUGAGACUGAUCGACAAUCUUCUAGUCAUAAUGAAGAUGCUAGCGAAUCCGAUCAUUUACAGCAUACGAAUGAAGGAAAUCAAGGAUGGAACUAAGAGGAUGAUGUUGGCGAUAUCUGGCUUGUUCUGUCGAUCCGACAGAAACCAUCUCAACUCCUCCGGGUACUACUAUCAAUCCAGACUACAAAAUAGUUCCGGAACUAGUACUCUCCAAGUCCAAAUGUCCUUGAAAUCGAGUAGAAAUGGCAACCACGUCACACUGAAUAGAGAAGCCGAAAAUAGUUUUUUGUAAUGUAAAAAGGUACGUAAGUAUCAUGAUAUAUGUGAAGCCAAAGUUUAGAUAGUUGCUAGGAUAAGUAGAUAUGCAGCAAGAAAGUAUAUAAUGAAAUACAGGAUGUCACUGGCUGGAAUGGCUGUAGCCAGUUUCAAAAAAAUUACAAUAUCUAAAUUGAAUAUUUGUGUAUCAUACCUUCCGGAAUUAUGAAAAAUUAGAUUAAAUUUACUUAUUAAGGAUUUUAUAAAAUCGGAGACGGUUGCUGUUAAUUUCUAGUAUAUCUGGAAGUGCCGCCAUGUUAAACCAAUUUUUAAUGGAGAGAUUUAAUUGUGAAAUAUUAAAGUACAAAAAGGUUCAAUCUAGGUAUGGUAGUUCGGUUACAAACUCAUAAUAGAAACUCAACCACGGACACUCUGU